This is a messenger RNA of Penicillium samsonianum, 339 nucleotides long. RefSeq lists its product as uncharacterized. Lineage: Eukaryota; Fungi; Ascomycota; Eurotiomycetes; Eurotiales; Aspergillaceae. Bases 1 to 339 code for a protein of 112 amino acids. The transcript has 2 exons. The record is from RefSeq and is a predicted model, not a curated record.
AUGCAUUCAUUGAGAAGAACUGCUUUCUUCUAUGGUAGUCGGGUCAACGUCAUCUCCCCAUGGUAUGUGAAUACAAACAUUCUGUCGGAUGAGGCGUUCAAGCAUGUUUCCAGUGUUGGGGUAGAGUUUGCACAGGCGGAAGACGCAACGCAGUGCCUGCUGAGAAUCCUCAGCGUCAGGAGUAUCAAUGGGCAUUCCUUCUUUGUCUCAGGAAGGAAAUGUGCAUCCAGCGGAUACAUGGAUCUGGAUCUGGAAGACUACCCGAGUAAUGCGUUGAUUCGCGAGAUCCAAGAGGACCAAAUCAAAUCAGCUCCUGUUGAGCUUGGAUUAUUAGUGUAA